Toxotes jaculatrix (banded archerfish) is the source of this 2803-nucleotide messenger RNA. RefSeq names its product ubinuclein-1-like. The record is from RefSeq and is a predicted model, not a curated record. Lineage: Eukaryota; Metazoa; Chordata; Actinopteri; Toxotidae. Gene Ontology annotation, cellular component: nucleus. The transcript is spliced from 15 exons. The coding region runs from base 1 to 2652 and encodes 883 amino acids.
AUGACUCCAGGUUUAACAGCCUCCUUCACCCUCUGGCCUGUCACCUCUGAUUUUAAAGCCUUCACUUCCAAGAACUGUUGUGGCCAAUUGACAACAAAGCACAAGCUUCUCGGGGCGUCUCGGCACGAGGAACGAACCGAACCACGCACGCCGCAGGUGUCACCCGCUGUGAUGGCUGAAUCCCGGAGGGUUCAGCUGACCACUUUGUCCUGUCAUGUACCUCCAUCCUCUGACCCGCCGGCUGGGGACCAGAGGUUUCCGUCAGGUGUUCUGCCUGGAAGAGAAAACCGUCCAGACCGACCCGCUGACACCGACACGGUGCGACUGAUCCUGACAUUGUUUGAGCCUAAUGAGCGGAGCUUCCCAGAGUUCAGCUACACCCAGCUCACUGACAACAAGCUCAUCCAGACAAAAGAUAAAGACCCACUGAGCAAAUUUGAAGAGGAAGAGAAGAUAGAAACUGAUGAGGUCGCUGCCAUUGCAAGGAAGUUGGAGGAAAAAUAUGGUGGCAAACCCAAGAAAAAGAAGGAUCGCGUUCAGGACUUGAUUGACAUUGGAUACGGUUAUGAUGAGGAGGAUUCUUUCAUCGACAACUCUGAGGCCUAUGACGAAUUUGUUCCAGCUUCCAUCACGACUAAAUUUGGUGGGUUCUACGUAAAUUCGGGCGUGCUGCAGUUUCGCCAGGCUUCUGACACUGAGACUGAGGAUCUCACAGAGGAGAAAACACCAGAGGCCUCAAAAAAACGUAAACUCAGUGGUGGACAGAAUAAGCCAAAGAAGAAACAGUGCAGAGCAGGUGGAGAGAUGAAAAGCAAUAUGGAUCCUGAUUCAAGCGCUUUGCCUGAGAUUGGGCCAAAAGAUGAGAUGAAGAGGAAAAAGAAGAAAAAGGUUGUUGGCACAUUAAGUGUCACAAGCAUGUUGAAGAAGUUCCAAAGAGAGAAGGAGAAGGAACGACAGAAAAUGCGGCAAGCAAAUCAGAAGUUAGCAGGGAUCAUGGGUGUACCCAUAAUCCCUAUGUGCCCGGCAGAUGCAGCCGGCGGUGGAGGCUCAGGGCUAACCGACCCUCUCCUGAGUUUAAUUGGAUCAACCAAUGACCACGCUCUUAUCCAAGCAGCCAGCACAGUGGAUUUUGAUAUUGAUUUGGUCUCUCUGUUAGAUGCCAGUGAAGACACUUUGUCACCAAAAUCGGAUCCUCAACCUGCCGCAGAGACGCAGCUUUUCCAACCCAAAAGAAAUGAUCUUACCCCGAUAAAUGCUGCUAUCACUCAAGCCCAAGCUUCAAACACAAAGACUCAUUUUCAGCCAAGAGCUCAUCCAGAGCCAGUCCAGCUCCCUUCAGAAACCAGUUCUACUUCACCACAUCAGUGUGUCUCCCUGCCAGAGGGACUCACUCCAGGACUGGAAGACAGUAUUCAAAAACUAAUGGCAGCCGCGAGGACCUCAGAGGGGGAGUCGAAACUCAAGUUCUUCACUCCAGAAAUCAACUCAAUCCUGUUAGAUAUUGAGUUGCAGUGUCGGGAUCAAGGUGGCCCGUUGCGCUCCAAGGUGUACACGCACCUGUCAUCCUUCCUGCCCUGCAGCAGAGACACACUCCUCAAGCGUGUGAAGAAACUGUUACUGUCACACAUGAAGGAACCCCCUGAAAUGGAGGAUCCCAUGCAGAAACUUAAGGAGGCCAUCGGCAAAGUUAUGCCUGAACAGACUGCGUGCUACCAUGCAAACUGCCAAGCAUAUGAACAAGUCAAGGCUUCAAAGGCAACAGAGGAGGGCAAACAGAAUGAGGACAAUGUGGAGGAGAGAGGUGGGAAAAGAGCAGGUCCUAAGAAGUUGUUCACAUGGAACGAGGAAAUCAGGGAAUGCUUGUCCCAUGUGUUAAGGCAAAAAAUGGACGGAUAUAGAAAGGAAAGGAAAGGGAGCCAGGAGACAGAAGAGUACCUCAAGACGCUGCUGGAAAGCGACAUCAAACCACUUUGGCCUAAAGGCUGGAUGCAAUCUAGGGUGCUGAUAAAGGAGAGCAGGAAAUUAUUAGGCCUCUUCACUUCAAUACAAGUAAAGAAGGCCAAAUCCCAUAAGAGGCAGUCCUCAAUCAGCGGUGCUUCCACAAUGUCAGACGUUCUCCAGGGAGCUCCACCACUGAAAGGAGAACUCCCCCAAGAACCAGAUGAUGUCUUUAAUGAAGGCUCAGACAUUUCCAAUUCAUUGUCACUUGGUGCUGUGAGGAAGGAAGCUGCUGCCUUGAAAAAGGUAGAGGGUAAAAGAGGAGAAGGGGUGACAGUGAAUGCUGGUCCCUCCACACCUGCAGAGUCGGCCGAAUCUCUCGUCGAUGCCACAUCCACUGCAACUCAUUCACUUCUGGAUCUCCUUGCUGAUCAAGCACUGGCUCGAGAACAACCUCUCAGAGUUUCCCAUGAGCUCCUAGCAGCAGCUGUUGCAAAGUACAAACGUUCAGGUCAGCACUGGAGUUUUGGGGUGGAUACCAAAAGUCCUCCUCUGCCUCCUCCUCCUCCUCAGUCCAGCCCAGUCAGUUUGCACGUGAGUGGGCUAUGUCAGGUUGUUUUGCCCCAGCUACUGCAGACAGGAGACUUCUCCAGACACGUGGAUGCUGACCAGGUGCAGAUCAUUUCGGAUGAUUCUGACAUUAGCAUACAGUGACCGCUACCAAUGCAGACUGGCACACAAUAACACGUGACAAGGUUCUGAAAAACUGUUGUCAAAUACCAACAUCAACAGUGGUAAAUGGCUACCUAGAAAAUCUGCCAAUAUUACUGUCAUGUUAUAAAAUGUGAUUGAGAAAGGAAGAGUU